AUGCGGGUGGGAUGGCUUCGUGGGUACGGAGGGGGAAAGAAGUGGGCAAGAUGGCUCGGGUCCAGAGUGGGAAGGGACGGGGAAAGUUGGCACCGGUCCGGAGGGGGAGGGGAUAAGGGAAGGUGGCACGGGUCCAGAGGGGGGAGGGACUGGGAAUAUGGAAUAGGUGAGAAGGGGGAAGCAGGUGGGGAUGGUGGCGCGGGUCCGGAAGGGGAAGGGAAUGGGAAUGAUGGAUCGGGUGCGGAGGGGCAAGCAGGUGGGGAUAGCGGCGCGGGUGCGGAAGAGGGAGGGAGUGGGGAUGACAGAUCAGGUGCAUAG
Messenger RNA from Dioscorea cayenensis subsp. rotundata (Guinea yam), 318 nucleotides. RefSeq names its product spore wall protein 1-like. NCBI's taxonomy places the organism in Eukaryota, Viridiplantae, Streptophyta, Magnoliopsida, Dioscoreales, Dioscoreaceae. The transcript has a single exon. The record is from RefSeq and is a predicted model, not a curated record. Bases 1 to 318 code for a protein of 105 amino acids.